GGCCUCGGAGUCCCAAAGGAUUCCUUCCAGUUCCAAGACCUUCGACUUUGAAUAGGUUGGAGCUGCUGUGGGUGUGCUCUGCGGGCUGUAGCCAAGCAUGCUGUGUCGGGUCUGCCCCGCCGAGGAAGAGAAACAUUCGCUGGAUGGAACAUCCAUAGAAGAAAGCUGCUGCGAAAGCUCGAGACAGAUGCCAACUGGCACACCCUCAGGUACCUCUGGGCUGCCUGUCCUCCUUGGGUGAUUGCUAGUAAUUAACACACCUCGUGGAGGGGCCUUCUGAGCUUUGUACCAAAGACCCGGGAAAAUUAACCCUCUCGGUCUUUCCUGCAUCCUUGGAGACUGCCGACAGCCCAGCUAAUGUGCUGACUGGUUGCUAUGGGCAGACGGUACCCAGAGGCCCACUGUCGUCCAGGCAGCUCGUAUUUCACAUCGUAACCGAUUUGCUGCACCCCUGCUGACGCCCAGUGGUCCCUGUCAGAAGUACUUCCAGCUGACUCGGGCGCAGACUCCUCGGCAGUGUUUAUGGCCAGCAGCGGGCCCACAGAUGUCGCGAAUCGCAACGGCCCAGCCACCCCACCCACCACCCUGAACCUGCGUUCCUCCCACAAUGAACUGCUGAAUGCGGAGAUCAAGCACACAGACGCCAGGAGCAGCACCCCCCCGAAGUGCAGGAAGAAGUAUGCGCUGACGAACAUCCAGGCCGCCAUGGGCCUCUCGGAGCCCGCCGCCCAGCCCCUCCUGGGCAACGGCUCUGCCAAUAUCAAACUGGUAAAAAACGGGGAGAACCAGCUCCGGAAGGCUGCCGAACAAGGGGGGCAGCCGCAGCAGCAGCAACAGGACCCCAAUAGAAACGUCAGCCCCACCGCUGUCAUCAACAUAACUUCUGAGAAGUUAGAGGGCAAAGAGCCCCACCAGGCGGACUCCUCGGGCGGCGACAGUGCCCCCUGCCAGCCUCGCAGAACCAAGAGCUUCCUCAAUUACUAUGCAGACCUGGAAACCUCCGCCCGAGGGCUCGAGCAGAACGUGGGCAACCGCCUGGGGCCUGGGGAGGAGAAAGCCCUGCCAGGCCCAGGGCAGACUGCCCCCAUCGUCAGCGACGGCGAUUUGCUGCUGCAGAAACCAAACCAGCCCCACUCCAGCCCCGAAGACGGCCACGUGGCCACUGUGUCCUCCAGCCCAGAGACCAAGAAGGACCACCCGAAGACGGGCGCGAAGACGGACUGUGCCCUUCACCGGAUCCAGAACCUGGCCCCCAGCGACGAGGAGUCCAGCUGGACCACGCUGUCCCAAGACAGUGCCUCCCCCAGCUCUCCGGACGAGACAGAUAUUUGGAGUGACCAUUCAUUUCAGACCGAUCCGGAUUUGCCGCCCGGCUGGAAAAGAGUCAAUGACAUCGCUGGGACCUACUACUGGCACAUCCCCACGGGCACGACGCAGUGGGAGCGCCCGGUCUCCAUGCCGGCAGACCUCCAGGGCUCCAGGAAAGGGUCCCUGAGUUCUGUCACACCCUCUCCCACCCCGGAGAACGAGAAACAGCCGUGGAGUGAUUUUGCUGUUCUGAAUGGGGGGAAGAUUAAUAGUGACAUUUGGAAGGAUUUACACGCAGCCACUGUUAAUCCAGACCCCAGCCUGAAAGAGUUCGAAGGAGCCACUCUGCGCUACGCCUCCCUGAAGCUCAGACUUGCACCUUUGCCAGGGUCUGGACUCAACCUGCAGGUGUCCCCACCCUGUGAAAAGCCACCCGGAGAGCUGGAGAUGUGA
Messenger RNA from Echinops telfairi (small Madagascar hedgehog), 1761 nucleotides. Its product is annotated as amyloid beta precursor protein binding family B member 2-like. The transcript is spliced from 11 exons. Gene Ontology annotation, cellular component: nucleus; cytoplasm. Bases 523 to 1761 code for a protein of 412 amino acids. Lineage: Eukaryota; Metazoa; Chordata; Mammalia; Afrosoricida; Tenrecidae. Gene Ontology annotation, biological process: regulation of DNA-templated transcription. Gene Ontology annotation, molecular function: transcription factor binding; amyloid-beta binding. The record is from RefSeq and is a predicted model, not a curated record.